Molecule: messenger RNA, 4496 nt
Organism: Sphaerulina musiva SO2202
Lineage: Eukaryota; Fungi; Ascomycota; Dothideomycetes; Mycosphaerellales; Mycosphaerellaceae
Exons: 1
Coding region: 263-2191 (642 amino acids)
Biological process (GO): positive regulation of DNA-templated transcription
Cellular component (GO): Set1C/COMPASS complex
Source: RefSeq, a predicted model, not a curated record
UAUGCGAGACCGAUGUGGUUUGCUACAGGUACGGUACGGUACAUAGCGGGAACUGCAGCACCUCACUUCUGGGUAGGUACUGUACCUCCUAGACCUACCCAGUAACGCGUCUUCGGAACUUCUCGCCACAACACAACCGCCGACAUCACUGUCUCACCAUUCCUCCGCCCUCCAUUCCUCCAUUCUCCGCUUCCACUCCCUCUAAUGCACCAUUACGACCCCCAUCACCUCCAUCACCACGCCACAAUGACCCAUUGCCGCCAUGGCUAGCGUAUCAUCCCUACUCAAUCCGUCCGAUGGCGACAAUUCCCAUCCAUCACUACCACCAGCACCACUUGUGCCCGAUCAGCCUGCGCAGAAUGAGACGACCGAGGUAGCUCAAGAGCCAGACACUCUGUCAGGUCAAUGGCAGGAGCAGGACAGCAACACGCGAUUGGAACGUCAGCCUGUGCACGAGCUCCCACGGCCUUCCCGCUCGCCUGAGCGGUCCUCUGCCCCCGAGUCACCGCAGCAGUCCCAUGCCACACUGCCACCCAUUCACAAUUGGGCAUCUACCACUCCUCAGACGUCUGCUGUGCAGCUGUCAGGCGCAACAUCACCAGCAGACCACGCCCUCAAGUCUGUGGCCUUGUUGAAGAUGGAGUCCAGCCAGCGUGCUCAGUCGCCGCUACGCGAGUCUUCCAUACCAGUGCCAUCCACCGAGGACCCCACAAAGGAUGAGCUGCCAGUGCCCGCGAAGUCUAAGCGCCCUGCGCCUGCAAAGACUAAGAAAGGCACGGCUGCUACAGUCAGGAAAGAGAGGCCCCCGCCAGCCAAAAAGCGAAAGUUGGAGAAGUUGGACUCCAAGAGAGCAGACACACCUUCCUCGCGUGCCUCCAAAGCACCAACUGUCAAAGGGGCAAGCACCAAAGGAACUCCCAUGAACUCCUCUCCCGCGCCGUCGAUGCGAUCGAACUCGGCAGAACCGGUUGAUGAGCAGGACGAGGAAGACGAGGAUGAGGACGAUGAGGGAAGAAGUCAAGACGGCGAUCUCUAUUGCAUAUGUCGCAAGCCAGACAGUGGCACGUUCAUGAUCGGUUGCGACGGCAAAUGCGACGACUGGUUCCACGGCAAGUGUGUCAACAUUCCGGAGCGUGACAAGAAUCUUAUCGACAAGUACAUAUGUGCUAGUUGUCACGAGGCGGGCCUUGGUCCAACGACGUGGAAGAGGAUGUGCCGCCGCGAGGGUUGCAGGCAACCUGCCAAACUCAGCAAGAGUAAAUCGGGAGGUCACACUAGUAAAUAUUGCUCAGAAGAUUGUGGCGUGCUCUACUUCCAAGACUUAGCUGCCCAUGCCCGAGGGCAAGUGGAUAGCGCAGGUCGUCGAGCAGCACGGAGUCAGGACAGCCUGGAGCCCUCAGACAAGCAAAACAAAGAUGUUGAGGCUCGAGGUGGCGCCCUCGCUGCUGGCGAAGUCAAAGCUCUGUUGAAUGCCUCGCAGACGGCCGAAGAAUUCCGUCGACUGGGUGAUGGUGUACUGAGUCCACCUGCCACUCCAGACGACCUGGACGAGAAGAUUGAGGCUGCGUUUACUGAAGCAGAGAUACGUGAGCUCCAGCGCAUCGACGAGGAGAAGGAAGGCGCACGACAGCGCCACACACUGCUCAAAGACCGCAUGAAAUUUAUCACGCUGGCCAAGCAGGCUGCGAGCCGUGUGACCAUGGAGAGGGAAUUGAAGUCCAAGGAUUAUUGCGGCUAUGACCCUCGAAUGGAGUGGCCAGAGGAUCGAUUUCUGGCGUGGCGAAACUCUCCGUCAGGCAAGAAGGCUUUCGAGCUCGAUACCCUCGCCUCGGAGAGUCCGGAUAAUGUUGAUGAUCAUGAUGAUGAUGGUAGUGCACCCGUGUCGGAAAUUUGUGAUCGCAAGAAGUGCGCGCGGCAUCUUGAGUGGAGCAAGCUCACGGUGGAUCACCUGCGCUUGGAGAUGAGCGACAACGGCGACCGCAUGCGAUCACUGGACAGGGAGGAGUCCGAGAUCCGAGCACGGGCGGCACUUCGCAUCAAGACGGGAGCGCUGGGCGAUGUCGGGGGCACUGUCGAGCUGCACACUCCUCGCACCACAGUUGCGGACCCCGAGGCCAUGGUCGUGGAUGGUGCGACGAACAUGGCACCGACCCUCGAGCAGCUCAAUGCCAUGGCAGUCGACCAGGUCUGAAGCGACCUACAUGUAGCUGGCUAGUAUUCCUGUAUCACGACGGCACAUGUAUGAUACGAAGAAAUAUGAGCCCACAAGCAUGUACAUGUAAUUUGAAUGCGCACAUAUAUAUAUCUAGACAUCUACUGAUACAUGUAUUGAUGAUACAUAGCUACAGCUGGUGAUCACUUGAGCUGCAAGUGAUAGGUCUCGAGUUGCUCGGCCGUCAUCCUCGCGGGGCUCUUGACGAGCACAUCUUCCCCCUUUCCACUCUUGGGAAAAGCAAUGGCAUCACGGACCGACUCUUUCCCCAGCAUGACGGCGAUCAAUCGAUCAAACCCCAACGCCAUGCCUGCAUGAGGGGGACAGCCAGCGCGCAAGACUUCGAUCAAGUGCGUAAAGUCUUGCAUGCGUUCGUCACUCAUUCGAAGGACCUCCCGCAAAAUGUAUUCUUGCAUGGCAGCAUUGUGAAUGCGACGACUUCCGCCGCCCAGUUCCACGCCAUUCACCACGAGGUCAUAGUGGUCCGCCGUCACCUGGAGCGGAUCGGUCACGAGCAAGUCCACGUCCUCGGGCGUCUUGGGUGCGGUGAAAGGGUGGUGCGUGGCUGCAAUACCCGCAGCUCCGCCUUGACCCGGUUCGUUUUCUGCCGUGGGUGAGAAGAGAGGGAAAUCGGUGAUCCAUGUAAAGGCAAACCCGGAGGGUGGUGCCGCAAUGUAAUUGUGUCGUACUGCUGCUUUGUGCAACGCGAGACGAAGGUUGCCCAUGGGUGUCGCACCGCCGGUGAAGGGUGCGUCUUUUCUCGCUUGAAUGACCACGAGGUCGCCAUCUUCAAGAGACAGGGUUUCUUCCAGCUGCUCGGCGGCUUCGAAGCCGAACGGUUGUAGUCCUUGGAGGGGUUUGCGAGAGUCCACAAUGAAGAUACCGGGCUGGCCCUCGGGAUUCUGUAUAAAGGGUUGCGCUUCGGGUGAGUCCAUGAACGUGUUGACAAACUUGCGGGUCUGUUGCGUGUCGUCUGAUAUUGGUAUUUUCAUGACUUCCACAAUCGGAAAGUCCAGAGGUCCAAUCUUUUGUAUCAAGUCCACCGGCAACAUGUAUUCGAUCCUCCGAAUCUCGCACCCCAAGCGGAGAUCGGGCUUGUCGGAACCAUAGCGCGACAUGGCCUCGUGAUAGGUCAUGCGAGCGAACUUUUCUGGCAGAUCCACCUGCAGAAGGUCUGACCACAACAUCUUGAUGACCGAUUCCAUCACGUUCAUCACGUCUUCUCCAGUGGCGAAUGCCAUCUCCAGAUCGACCUGUGAGAAUUCUGGCUGCCGAUCGGCUCGAAGAUCCUCGUCCCUGAAGCACUUUGCAAUCUGCAAGUAUCGAGGAAUACCGCUCGCCAUCAAGAUCUGCUUGUACUGUUGUGGGCUCUGUGGCAAAGCAUAAGCCAUGCCUGGACUUCUCGAUGGUACCAGAAAUUCGCGCGCGCCCUCUGGGGUCGAUUUGAAAAGCAACGGUGUCUCGACCUCAAUGAAUCCAUGUCGAUCACCGAGUUCGUCUCGAAUCUUGCGAGCCACGCGGCUGCGGAAGGCCAGGGCGUUGCGGAGCUCGGCAUCGUUGCGAAGCUGCAAAUGUCGCUGUUCUGCGGGGAAUACGGUAUCCUCAUUCAUGAUGAUAUCCUUAGGAAAUUCAUUCAGUGGAGUCACCUUCUCGACCUUCACUUCUGCGCCAGUGAUUAGGGUCCCUGGUCUUCCGGGAGAAGUAGUGGCCCGAGGCGCCUUGCGUGGUUUAACAGUGCCGGUGAUGGCCACGGGUGUAUGCUCUGCAAGCAGCCGGAGCUGCUGAUGGGCGGUGUCGCUGCCUUCCUGUCCUUCUGUGAGAGUCGACACGAGCUGUAUGGAGGAUCCGAGGUGCAUGUCGCGAAGCUCGGCAAAGGUCAGCGUCUUGGAUGCAUCUCUGCGAGUACCCAGAUAGCCAUGUAGAACCACUUCGUGAUUCAGGAGCAAGUUGCAGUCCCGAAGAAGGUCAUCGAACGAGCAACUUGCUGCUGGGAAGUUCAGCGUCUUUUUGAAGUCUUGUAGAGCCCGAGGUAUCACGGACGGCCCAUCUGGAGAAGUAACAGCAUUGGUGGAGCGACAUCGAAAGGCUGGAUUCGGUGUCAGUGCCAGGCGAGGUUGCCAUCUACAUGUAAGCCAGGCAGCGCAUGAUGAUGAUGAUGGACCAUGGCAUCUCGAGGCUGCGCGAGCAGACGCUAGAGUAUGGCACCGGAGCGGCAGCAUCAAAUUCGCAUCAGAAUCGCAUCAAGAAAAUUGGAGUGAAUUGGAAGUGUGUACUUGGGGGAUCC